AUGGCAAUCGCUGACAGACUACAAAGAAGUUUUAUUAAGCCUUGGCUAGAAAUUCAACCAGAUCCUCCCAGACGUCAAGCGGUAGAGUAUUUGCUCAAGGACAGCCACCCACCUCUACCAUCCAUUGUCCAAGUCAAAACCGUCCUAAAACACCUAAAUCCUAGGAAAGCCAUUGGGUCGGAUAAUAUCCCUGCAUGGUGUCUUAAACGGUACGCAGAAGAAUUAGCACCAGUGGUCCACGAUAUUGUGGUUGCAAGCAUAAUUCAAUGCAAACAUCCCAUCUCCUACAAGCAUGCAAUCAUCAGUCCCAUACCAAAGAUCCGUCCACCCACAGACCUAGAUAGUGACUUCCACCAAGUUUCCGCGCUGCAAAAGUUAUCGAGAAGCUACAGUUCCAACUCAAUAAAUCCAGUUUCAAGAUCAAAACAAACCAGCACGCCUUUACGAGCGGUCACCCCACCGUGUCUGCCCUUACCUCCAUAUCUCAGAACUGGUUCGACUCAACGGACAACUCCUCAACCGGUAGACAAGGUGUCCACGCCCUAUUUGUUGAUUUCCGGAAGGCGUUUGACUUGGUCGACCAUAAGAUCCUUCUGGACAAGCUUGCUGAUAUGAAUGUAACAAGGAGUUUCUGGUUGUGGAUAAGAUGGAACUGAAUGCCAAAAAGACAAAAGAUAUGUGGAUUAACUUCACCGAAGCACCGCCCCAUCUACCACUGCGUAUAGGAGAUGCUAUCAUAGAAAGAGUCGAUAACUUCAAACUCUUUGGAACCUGGUUUCAAAAGGAUCUGAAAUGGAAUAAACAUGUCGAGGAGACCACUCGCAAAACAGCUAAAAACCUGUACUGCCUAAGAGAAUGUAGAAGAGCGAACUUACCAGUCGAGUGGUUCUCACCACUUAACUAUCCUUGA
Molecule: messenger RNA, 910 nt
Organism: Paramuricea clavata
Lineage: Eukaryota; Metazoa; Cnidaria; Anthozoa; Malacalcyonacea; Plexauridae
Source: the annotation of a GenBank genome assembly